CCCCAACACAUGCAACAUCUCCUUAAUAUAAACACAUUAAGUGUCCCUCUUCUUGUCUCACACUUUCAAACUCUUUCUUCAUCACAAUUCCCAAACCCUUUCAACCUAUUCAAACACUCCAUGGAUAACAACCACCACGAUCACUACAACAACAAAACAACUUCCCAAACACGCCUUAAGCUCUUCGGCUUCCACGUCCAAGAAGACGAAACCAUGCAAGAUAAUCUUCAAGACUCAACAAACAAAGCCACUUCCUCUUCCACCACUUCAACUUCCCCUUCAAGAUCACCGGACUCCUCCGGUGCCGGUGAGGCUUUCACUUUCCCACCUUCCUCCGGCGAAAGAAAAUACGAGUGUCAAUACUGUUGUAGAGAGUUCGCAAAUUCACAAGCACUUGGUGGACACCAAAACGCGCAUAAGAAAGAGCGUCAACAACUCAAACGCGCUCAGUUACAAGCUAACCGAAACGCCGCCGUUUCGUUUGUUAGAAACCCGAUGAUCUCCGCCUUUGCUCCGCCGCAGCACUUGCUUGCUCCGCCAGGGUCCAUGAUGGUUCAACCUUCUUCGUGGGUUUACGUGCCGCCGCGUUCUGCUCCUCCUCCCUUCCACGUGUCGGUUUCUCACGGUUGCGUUUUCCCGUCGGCAAACGGAAACACCAUGAUGAGUGGGAACAAUAAUAGUAGUACUAAUUUUGCGGGUGCAGGGAUUUUUCCGUGUGUCGGCGUUGUAGGGGAUUCAGGGUCCGCAUUGUCAACGAUGCAGGUACAAGCCCGGGCCCACAUGAUUGAUGGGCCCUGUUUGAGUAGGUUCAGUGGGCCCAAUUUUGAUGAUGCAUUGGGCUUGGAUUUGCACCUUAGUCUCGCACCAGCUGCGGCUCGCUCAUACGGCUCGGCUCAGCUUAGUUAUUCUAGAUGCUCCCCUUAGGACAAUAUUAUUAUAUAUGUGGCUGCUUGUAAAUUUUAUUUUUGUUUUAUUUUAUUUUUUUUAGCUUUUUUUAUGCAAAUUAUUUCGCUUGGUACACAUAUCAACAGAAUCUAUAUAGAAAUUAUUGUCGCAACUGAACAAUUUUAAUUUCUGCUUUAAUUUUAUGAGAUGAAGUCUAUAUAGUGUAGCACAAAAUUUUAGUUCACAUGAUAAUAGAAGCCUUGAUUUGAAAGUA
This is a messenger RNA of Lathyrus oleraceus (garden pea), 1159 nucleotides long. Its product is annotated as zinc finger protein GIS3. NCBI's taxonomy places the organism in Eukaryota, Viridiplantae, Streptophyta, Magnoliopsida, Fabales, Fabaceae. The transcript has a single exon. Gene Ontology annotation, biological process: trichome differentiation; cytokinin-activated signaling pathway; trichome morphogenesis. The coding region runs from base 10 to 924 and encodes 304 amino acids. The record is from RefSeq and is a predicted model, not a curated record. Gene Ontology annotation, cellular component: nucleus. Gene Ontology annotation, molecular function: transcription cis-regulatory region binding; DNA-binding transcription factor activity.